AUGUGCACCGUAGGUCCCAAAUUCCCAGCGUGCGUUGCGUUGAACACUUGUGAAUUAGAACUACUGAUGUCGUCCAAUGAAAUCAACAAUGUAGUUUUCACAGAACGGGGCAAAAAUACCUGUAAGGAUGUUUGUCGCCAAUACCACACCAAUAUAAGGUUGGAGGGAGCCCCAGAGGUCACGUUGACUGAAGCAUAUUGCGACUACACUGGAGUCAUCGCUUUCCGGGACGAUCAAGAGCCAGAGUUGAGUAGUGUGUGCACUUGUGCCUACAUGGUGAGAUGUAACAGGCGGACGCAGAUAAUUUCCUACCUAUUUCAAGCGAACCCGGCGGGAUUUCUUAAAGUUAAGAUGACCGAAACGAGUGUACCUAAAGACAUUACGUAAACAACCCGUCAUUGUUUAUAUAGGUGGAAUAUUUUAUUUUGAAAAGUUAACACAGUACAUUCUUAAUUUAUUAAGUUACAUGAAUAAGUAAUUUGGGUAAAAUUUGGAAGGUCUCACUCAACCCUUUCUGGUGCCGCAUUAGGGUUGAAAUAUGACAAAACAGGGUAGUUUUCUUAUUAUUUUAUUCAGAAACUUUCGCUGAUAAUGCAAAAAUGUAAGAACCUUAAUGAUAUAUUUCGAUAUCGUCUAUAAAAGAGAAUUCCACAAAAAUUAUCGUAAGUUCAUUUAUAUUUUUAAAAAAAUGACAAAGUACCAAAACAUUGUAUUUAUUUCUUGGCAUUGAUUUUUGUUCGGUUAGUUGAAUACAUAGAAUGUCCGUUUGGAUAAAUGAUAUAUCCAAUUUAUGUAAUAAUUAAUCAUCCGAAAAAACCAUUUACAAUAAUUGUACAAUUAAUAACUAUAAUAAAUUACGACAAUAUUAUUGUCAGUUUUUGUAAUAAAAUUAUUUAUUAUAUAUUUAAUUUUUUGGUUACCCAUAUAAUCAUUUAAUAUUGCCAAUCGUUAUAUUAUGGUUCUCGUUUGGACAAAAUUUGUUUGACCAUUUACGAUAUUAUCGUUUAUAUUUUAAUACAGGGUAAGUCCACGUACUUUUACGUUUAUUUUUGUAAUAAUCCAUCUAAUGUUAUACAUUAUAUUAAUUUAUUGCUAGUUAACAAAGGUGGCCAUUACUAGAAAAGUCCAAGCGUUCUAGUUAGAUACUAUAUUUUCUAACACGGGGAGAUUGAAUGGGGCUUGCACAAUCUUAGAACCAAGUCCAGAAAGAAAAAUUUUAGUUUUGACGUGUCGACAUCACAUUAUUGAAUUUGUGUUACAAGAUGUAUUUUUAGAAGUAAAAUUAUAUCCUAAUAUUGGACCAGAUAUAUAUUUUUUUUAAAAGAUUUCAACAUGCAUAGGAAAAAAUUGAUACAAGUAAAUUAUCAACCUAGGUUUUUGAUUUUUACGUUUAUAGUAUUUAAAAAAACGAUGCUAAUGAGAUUAUUGUACAUGCAAAAAAAUUGCUGAAAAAUUUCUUCCAGAUGAUUACCAAGAAUUUUUAGAACUUGUUAUCAUAUUUUUAUGCGGAAUUCCACCUAGAGAAAUUGCUUUAAGACAACCUGGUACAUAUUAUUUAGCCAGAUGGAUGGCUAAGGACAUAUAUUUUUUAAAAUUGUAUAUACUUAAAAAUUAAUUUAAGUUAAAUAUUAAAGAAGAAAAAGCUUAAAAGGAAUUUGUUGUUUUAUAAUUGAAUGUUAGGUACAAGCUUGGUUUUCAUCUCCCAAUCAAGAGUGUGUAACAUUUUCGAUAUUUGACGAUGGUGUAAAUAACCACACAAAACGCAACAGGCUGAGAAAAUUGUAUGCACAUAAAAUUUUAGCAUAAACGAAAACUAGGAAGAGAAAGGCUUAAAAAAAAAAUAACACUUAAGUUAGAAGAUGUUGCAGAUUUUAUUCAACAAGAUUUUAUAUUUAAUUUAAUAAAUUAUAAAUCAAGUUCAAGAAGAAGUUCAAGGAAAGUUCAAGAGGUUUAAUAAUUUUAAAAAGUUUUUGUCUAUUGAUCUGGCUCUUUGGGAUAAUCAAGAUGACUACAAAAUUGGAAAACAAAUUAUAAAUCAUUGAAAUUCCUAAAUGACAUAGUUGAGAGAGGAUCAAGCUAAUAGAAAAAUAUUAUCACAUAUUUACGAAAGACGAAAAACAAAACAAUUCGUAUUACAGGUAAAUAAUUUAACUAUAAUUAACUAAAACCAAUUUUAAUAAUGUCAUCGUUUCUUCUAGACCAUUCAAGACUAUCGGAAGAAAUAUCCAAAAUAUAAUAGCCAAACGCUCUCUUAUAAGUCUCUAGAGUACACUUCCAAUAUUCAUAAUAAUUUCAGGGAUAGGAUUUCUAACAGGAGUCUAAAAGGAUUGUAUUCAAAGGAUCAUCCUUCUUGUGUAUGGAACAGAUAAUAAAAUAAUAAAGUAAAAAAAAAAAUAAUUAAAAUGGUUGAUACUCGUAAAUAAAUAUAUAAAUAAAAAAUGUAUAUACUAAAAUGAAAAAUAAAUAAAUUAAUGAAUGUGUCACCUAGAGUAUUAUGAUAAGUGUAUUAUACGAUAAAUGUCUAUCUUUAUAUCUAUAUAUAUAGCUUCUUAUUUGCCUAAUACUAUAUCUGUAUCUUUUAUACAAGUAUAUGGUCAAUUUAGUCCUUAUUUAUUCUUUAUGGGGAUACCCAGGUUUGUUUGUACAUUUCUUUACGUUGAAAGUGGGUACUAUUAACUUGGUCCGUCAUUAUUUAUGCAUUUAUGCUUUAUUUAUGCAUAUUUUCCUUUCCUAUAGUAUACCUAAAAAUAUGUUCACGCCCUACUUGGGCAUUUUGAUCUCCAAUUAUGUAAUUUCUGGGUAUCAUGUUGUAUACUUUUUCUAGAUUAUCGUAGAAAGAGUCUUUAUAAUCAUUGUCUGCCAUUUCGGUUGGUGCAUAACAAUUGAUUAUUGCUAUAUUAAAAGGUUUUCCUAACUAUUAUUAAAUAACAUGAUUGAUCAAUUACCCUAUGAUGAGUAAAAAAUAAUAUACUUACAAUAAUUGUUGUGAAAUUCUCUUAUAUAGACGAUAUUAUAAUUAUUAUUUGACGGCAAACGGUUAUUUUUAAUCAAAAAGUAUCUAUAUAUAUAUAUAUAUAUAUAAAAAAAAAUUAUAUUAAAUUAUAAAAUAAAUACAAUAAAAAAAAAAAAAGAACCGAUACUGGGGACGGAUGCAACCGCUAUUGUAGAUGGGAAAAUUAGAAGGUAGGAUACAUAGGGUUAUUUCAUUUUUAUCUGUAAGCAACGAUAAACAACUGCUUGACGAAAGAUGACAUAAUUUUUGCUAUUUUUGUUUAAAUUUGAUUUCAAAACGCUUAUUAAAAAAAAAAUUCCAAUGAUUCUGGAAAUUUGACCACGUCUAGGUAAGUCUAAUAUAAGUAUUAUUACGAAGUUUCAAGUCUGUACGUGUAUUUAUAACCGAAUUACAGCAAAAACUUCCCAAAAAUUAAAAUUCCUUAAAAGUUUAAAAGUUGCUCAAAAGUUAUAGCGAUGAUACCGUGAGAAAGUAAAUCAAAAAGGCAACAAAAACGGUAUUUUGUGAUUUUUUGAUUAAAUCUUUUUUGCUGGUAAAAAACGUCGUCCGUGUUUUUAUAAAAUAAUGAAAUCGUGAAAUUGUACGUAUUCCCAAGUUUUUUCUCCAUUUAUGUGCUUUUAUUUAAAAAAUGGCAUCAAAAAUAAAAAAAUGACUUCUUUAAAGUACAAUAUAAACAACUUGAGCUUUGAGAAAAGGUACUACACAUAAAUAUCCAAGUAAGUUUACUAGGAAAAAACGUGUUCACAGACUAGAACAAAGAAAAAAAAGAAAUAAACAUUUUAGUAAAACAAAUACCUCCUUCGCUACUCUCGGAAUCUAAAAUCACCAUAACUAGCGAACGGAUAACCACAAACAAAUUGUAGCUGUAAAAUUAUACUAGUUAUACUCUAUUCUAUUUAUUAUGGUAAUCAAAUAAUUAUUGAUUUUGUUGAGUUAGAUGGUCCUUUAAUAUGAUUAUGGCUUUAUGCAUUGUUCUGAAUUAUUAGCUCAAUUUGACUUUUUAGUCACUGUAUGAUGUACUAGACAAUCAAAUACCUUUGACGUACCAUUUUGUCGUGUUAAUUAUUCUCAAAAUUGUUCAAUAAAAUAAUAUUGUGUUUUGUAAAUAAAUUUAAUGUCGACUUAUUCUGUAGAACGAUUCUGGGACGUAAAUCAUUGCAGAUAUAGAUGAUUUUAUCGAAAAUGUUACAAUUGUAUCCAGUCCUCCCUACCUAUUUUUGUGCUCUCCCGGUUAUUCCAUAUUUUUUUCUCCGAUUUUUCCCACUUAUUGGGAAAACUUUUGUGAAAAUUAAAUAAUAAUCUCCUAAAGUAUCUCCACGGUAGAUUUCCUUUAAAACAGAAUGCCUUUAUUUUAAACCGGAGCAAAAUGUCUGGUAGAAAAGUUGUUCAUUGAUUAAAAAAAAAAAAAACAUCCUUAUAAAACCAUAUGCUCCUUCGCUCCACUCAGAAUCUUUUACGAAUUCAUUUGGUAGUAUCUACCGACACUAGAGGCCCACUUAUAAUACGAAGUAUGUACGUCCUUUUUUUUUAGAUUCCGAACGAAACGAGGGAGCUAUUGGUUUUACAAUGCUGUUUGUUUCUUCUUUGUUCCUUGUUCUAGUUUAUGGACACAUUUUUUCCUAGUAAACUUACUCGGAUUUUUACGUGUAGUAUCUUUUAUGAAAGCUCAAGUUGUCUAGAUGGUACUUUAGAUAGGUCAUUGUUUUUUGACGACAUUUUUUAAAUAAAAGCAUUCAAGCGGAAAAAUCGUAAGAAAACUUACAAUUUCACGAUUACAUUAUUAUUUUAUAAAAACACGGACGACGAAAAUCAAAUUAAAUAGUUAACAGUUAAGUAAUCCUAUUUCCCAGUUCUAUUCAAUAUUUAAAAAAAAAUAUAUAUUUUAGAUUCCGAGUGGAGCAAAAAAGCAUAUGAUUUUACAAAGAUGUUUAUUUAUUUUUUUAUAUCUGUGGACAAAUUUUCUACCUGCAAUUUUGUUCUAAUUUUUAUUAAUGAUAGCAAUAUUUCUGUAAGAAAAUUUCACUAGGGAGGUAUUUUAAAGAUGUCAUUUUUCGAUUUUCUCAGGAGUUUUCUUAUAAAAUGAAAAAUCGAAAAAAAACGGGAAUAUAUAAGAAAUAUAGAUAUUAGUUAAAAUACGGGGUGAUCAACGUAUCAUUAGACAUAUAUAAUCUAGGAAAGUAAUAACUUUUUCCGGAAUUAAUUUUCUAGAACAUUUAAGAAACAAGCUGCUUUACAAUUUUGAAUGUAUGUAAUUUUUUAUCACCCUUACUUUUAGGGGAAUAACCACUUCCUACUUUGGUAUUCAAAAGGCAACCUGUAUUAUAAAUUCCAUAAAAAGAUGAAGUAUUAAUUAAAAUAAAUUUGAGUGUCGAAAUUUUCGAUUUUCAUAGAUCCGUUGACGAGAUAUUCCACUUUUAAGUUUAGGUUGGAGUAUUGUAGUGGUGUAUUGGACAUGUUUAAUAUAAGUUGCCAUUUUAAAAUCAAAAGUAGAUAGUGGUUUUACCCCCAAAAAUAAGGGUGACAAAAAAUAACAUCCAUAUAAAAUUGUAGAACAGCUUGUUUCUUAAAUAUUCUAUAAAACGAAUUUCUGAAAAAGUUAAUAAUUUUCGAGAUAACCAGUGUUUUACAGUAGAUCGAUCACUGUAUAUUACGGCCUUGUUUUUUCUGUGAACAUCUUUUCUAUCAACUUUGCUUCAAAUUUUAAUGGUAGGAAAUUUUUGUAAAUCUCACUAUGGAGAUACUUUAGAGAGGUAAUUUUUUUAUUUUCUCAAGAAUUUUCCCAGAAAAUGUAAUAAACCGAGAUAAAACAAGGAAAAACCGGGAAAAACGUAGGGAAAUUGGGAAAAUCGGUACAACAUUAAACAAAUUAUGUUAAAGAAAAUAUAUAAAGUCUAUUUAAUUAUUUUACUAUAAAAUGACAUAUAUAUAUAUUGUCGACAAAACAUCCGCUCAGAAUCGUUUUUCGUAAGCAACGGUUUAUCGUUGCUUACAGGUAUACAUUAAAUUAUUUAUACCAGUGGUCGUCUCUGCACCCAUCUCCAUAAUCCUAGGACGUCUUUUUUUUUUUAAAUAAUUAAUUAAUGCCUCUGCGCUACAGUUUAUACAUGUAUAAUUUUCUUUAAGAGGGGGGCUUAAAAUAAAAAGUGAAAAAUUUUACUUUAAUUUUUUUUAAAAAAUUAAAAAUAGAUUUUUAGAAAAUGUUUGGUAGUUAAAACUUUUGUUAAAGUAUGGUCUUCUAUUUUCUACGAUUUUUUUAAAAACUUGAAUAAUUUAAAAAAAUUGUAUUAUCUUUUCCCUCUCACUGUUUACACAAACUUCAGCUCCUUGAUAGAUCUGUAUUUGACCUACAUGAAAAAUUAAUAAAUCAAGAUAUGGAUUUUUACAUGAAGGAAAAUGAUUUUUAGUAUACCAGUUGUCUUCAGUUACCACCAACGCUCUUAUAAAUGCUGCUACUCCUAAACAUAUAGUUAACGAUUUGUCAGUGUUUGGAUUAUGGCCAUUCAAUAGAAAUGCCUUUAUUGAUGAUGAAUAUGCUGCAGCAGUUGUUACAGAUAUUGUUUUAAUUUUUGAUGGUCAUACAACUGAUAAUGAAGUAUCUAGUUCUACAGAAAAUAUAGAAACGGUUGUAGCAGAAAAACCAGAACAAGGAACUGUUGAGGACCUGAAAUCAUUAGACCUUAUCCAAAAACUAAACCCAACUUAAAAAUCUCAAAAGCGGAAGAAAAAAGGGGAAAGCUACAAAUCUAAUACACACCGGAAAAAUAUAAAAUCGCACCGAGCCGUUAAAAAAAACAAAAAUACUAAACGUAAAUUAUUUGAUAUAAUUGAUAAAAAGAAAAAACAAAAAAACAAAAAUACAAAAGAAAAGUACAGAAGAUUAGGACACCCUAUGAUUUGCUCGGAGUUAUAUUCAAAUAGUAGAAGUGGGAUAACUUUGAUUCAGUGUUUUAGAUGCAAGUAUUGGUUUCAUGAACCUUGUACCAAAUCUAUUUUGACUGCUUAUUUUAUAUGUGACAAUUAUAAGACUGGAUGAUGAAAGAAAAUGUGAUAUUCGUUUACUAUUUGUGAAAUCAUUAAAUAUAAUAUAAUUAUAAUUUUUUUUUACCAAAGUUUAGAUUGAAAUGCGGUGGAUUUCCCAGGUUGUUAUUUUCAUUGAACACGUGUCAUAUCACCGUAAUAGGUAUCUACCAAUAAAAAUAGCCUACUGCUAACCUACAGCUAUUAUUUAUUACACAAAAGUUGGUAUUUUGUUGAUAUUAUUUUAUUUAAAAUACUUUUGUAAGUACUUAUUUUAUACUUUUAUAUCAAUCAUUCCAUUUUAUUGGUAUGUUAUGAAUAGGGUGCGGAUUUGUAUGUAUUUACAUAUUUGUCGCGAAUGAUUCCUUUGUAGAAAUAUGUUACAGGACUAUCUGAUUAUUUUAAGCUAUGGUUGAUACUACAUAUUUUUACAUAUUUGAUAUUAAUUACAUAUUUUUAAAUAAUUUAUUUAUAUUAUAUAUAUUUUUGUUAAAUAUUCAGCUAUUUACAAAAUUAGUACUUUAUCGUCCUUUUAUAUUAUGUGUUAUCUUCUACAGUUCGUGUGCUAAUGAUAGUCGCGAGUAGUGACUCUCCAUAGUUCACAUUAAUUUAAGACCGUGGUUCACAUCAUAAACUAUUUAUGUGAUCGUUAUUGGCUUAUCGCAUAUUAUUGUAUUUCGUCGAAAAUAUGUUGCAAUGCUGUACGCGUUUCGAUAAAAGUAUAGGUAUUUCAUUUUGUUAUUUGUUGUUUACUCGUUAGAGAGGUGUCCAUGUAUCCUCUUGUUUUUCGUAUUUGUUGAGCUUUUUUAGUUUUAAAUUAUAUCACUGUGUUUAAAUGAAAAUGCCGAAAGUUGCUCCUAAAAAAAGAGACCUCGUAAUGAGGUACGUGUGAGAUUUUCCGGACGAAAUGUUUCGUAGAGAUUCGAAUAUUUUGUACUGUGAUGCAUGUGAUAAAGCCGUAUCAACUUCUCAGCGCUUUCAAGUUACACAACACAUAGAAACUGCAAUUCAUAAAGAAAAUAAACAGCGAAAGACAACAAAAGUAUAAGAGUUUAUUACCUUGUGCACUUCACCGUCCAAUAAAUCAACUUUUAAUAGUGACUUAUGCACAGCUUUAAUUAAAGCAGAUAUACCAUUGCGAAAACUCGAUAAUAUUAAUUUUUGUCAAUUUCAUGAAAAAUGCAUAAGUAGUAAAAUAAUAUUAGAAAAAAUAUUUCUAGUGGACCAAUCUGGAUUUCCAUGGAUGAAACAAUCGAUGUAGAAGGAAGGUACGUAGGAAAUAUAAAAGUUGGUAAAUUGAAUUCAGAUUUUGCUUCAAAGCCUAUUUAUUAAAUACUGAAGUUCUUGAAAAAUUUAACUACUCAAUAGUUGCUCGUUUUGUCAACGAUUCUUUGGGUAUUCUCUGGCCAAAUAGUAUUUUACAUGAAAGAGUACUCUUAUUUAUAUCAGACGCAGCCCCCUAUAUUGUGAAAGCUGGAAAUGUUUUACAUGUAUUUUAUCCUAAAAUAAUUCAUGUGACCUGUCUUGCACACGCUUUCCAUCGUGUCGCAGAAACAAUUAGAUCAGAAUUUUCCGAAGUUGAUUUUUUGAUAUCAACUGUAAAAAAAAAUUUCCUUAAAGCACCCAGUCGCGUAAAUUUAUUUAAAGAAAAUUACCCUCAUACACCUCUUCCCCCAGAGCCAGUGAUAACUCGCUGGAGUACUUGGUUAGAAGCUGCUGCAUAUUAUUGCGACAAUUUUAGUGUCAUUGAAGAUGUGAUUUCAAAACUUGAAAUAGAUGCUGUUUCAGUAGAAAAUGCGACAAAUUUAAUUAAAAGUACCUCAUCGAAAAAUAAUAUAGUGUAAAUAUCCUCCAAUACUACAUUCCUUGCCAAUUCUAUUACGAAACUUGAAGCUUAAAACUUGUCUGGCUGAUAGCCUAGGUAUUGUCUCUAAUAUCGUCAAAAAAUUGAAAGAAGCCCCUGGGGAGGUCGGAAUAAAAAUCAAAAAAAAGUUGAACAACUACUUAGUAAAAACCCAGGUUUAAAGACACUUGAAGCUUUUGCAAACAUUCACAACGGCAGCGAUACGCAAACUUAUUUCAGGGAUUUUGUAAAGUUCAAAAUAUACAGCUCAUUAUACAAGAUAAACAAAUCGUUUUUUUUGGUUUAUAAAUAACUGUAACGUUUUAAUAGUUCAUGAUUCAAAAAGCAUAUAUGACAUUCCCUCCAAAAUAUUGUUCUCUAUACAUUUCUUAGUAAGUACUUUUACUCCAAAAUCAAAAUUAAGCUAGUUUUACUUAUUUAGCAUAAGCAUUUUUAUUGAUGCGGGUAUCUUUAGAAUCCAUAUUUCGUAAUAUCAUAGAAUAUUAUAAUAAGCAAAUCAACAAAGAAUUAAUACUACAGUAUUUGCUAUAAAGUAUUAAACAAUAGUAUAAUUAUAUUAUAUUAUUUAACUAUAAUAAUAAUUAUAACUAUGGUAUAAUAUAAUUGAUGUCAUUAUAUCAAUUGUAUAAAUAUUCUAUUAUCACAGCCAUAUAUUCAUUUUAAUAACUCUGUAUUACUAUUGGUGGAUGCCAAAAUUCUUUGCUGCUAGGAAGCUCUCGUAUGCACAUAUGGUAGUUGGGAUAACAGGAUAGUAUCGGGUUUAUUAUAAGUUGAAUGUAUAAUAGUAAAGAAAAUUGAACGUAGUAUAGUAGUAGUAGUAGUUUUUUUUUUUUUAUAAGCCUUCUAAGAUCAAAUUCUGACAAAAAUCAUAACUAUAGUUUAUCGUUACUAUAUUUUUUUCUAAAUUUGUGAUUUCAAAAAACUUUGUCCAUCGAUAUUUUUUAUAGUUCGGGGAUUAUUUUUACUCAGAAAGAAUACACGAUUUUUGUAACAUAAUACACCGAUAAUACUAUAGCUCGCAUUCGACUGUUCGUUUGAAAUAUACCUACCUAUAUUAUUAUAGCGUCUUAUAAUUCACUGUGGAAAAAAAAAAAUAUUUCCAAUCGAACACGGGUGUUUUUUCCUCUUUUUAUUUUUUUUACAUCUGCAAAACACGUCCGCUUCGAAUUUCCACCGUACAAAGUAACAUUAAUGAAUAAACGGCCGGCGGCACGGUGGUGGUGAACGCAUUAUUUCAUUGUUGUAGAAAUGGUGUUCCGGGUGACAAGAGCAUUGUCAGAAAACGUAUUAUAUUAUUAUACCGCGCGUAGCGUAGUGUGUGUAGUGUAUAUACGGUGUGGGGUAAAAACUGUAAAUUUAAUACUUUCCCAUAGAAAAAAAAAAAAAAAAAUGAAACAAACUGCGGAGCGAAUAAUAAUGUAUGUUAUAGUAAAAUAUAUAUGAAAAAAAAAAUAGCAAUUCACUAGCAGAACCGGAACGCGGAAACGGCCCGGGCGAAUCUGUCGAAUCUCAAUUGUGACAAUGGGAUGCGGAUCCCGGUUAUAUUGCGACGACGACAAUAGGGUUAAAAGGGGUUCCGACAAAACUACAGCUUUUGUGUAACGGUUGUAUAUAUAUAUAUAUAUAUAUAUAUACAGUUUGUAUAGGUUCCGCCGAAAUAACGGUCAGCAGCAGGUGAGACGUUAACGAACACGACAAAAAAAGGGGGCAGGGGAUUAUAAAAAAAAAAAAAUUAGGACCUCGGUGAAAGAGAAAAUCGAAGGGAAACAAUUCAAUAAUGUGUGUGCCGCGCUUUUUUGUUUACAAAAAAAAAAAAACUACCAAUAACCUAUAUAUUAUAGGAGAGGGGUAAGGCGUCGGGAUGUUGCCGGAGCGCUAUUAUAUUAUAUAUGAACAAUCCGGAAUCAUUAUUAGAGUGUAAAAUGUUUAUAAAAAAUUUUAAAAGGGGGUAUAGAGCUGCACACCACCUGGAAGUAGUCGGAAAACGAUUUCACUAUACGAAUGAACGCGGAAGUGUCAUCGAAUCCAUAAUAUUAUUUUUAUCAGGUUUUUUGCCUCGAUUUUUUACUAUAACACUUUUAAUACUUGUCAAAGUUUUUUUUUUCUGAAAUCCAUAAUGUGCGCUUACAACUUUUAUUAAUACAGUGUGUAAUCGUUAUUUAGAAACACUAUAAGUCUGCACAAAUUUAAUGUAUUUGAAUUCUGCUUUUUUGGUUGCCUAGCAAACAUUUUUAUAUACUUAUUAACCUAUUUUUAUGACAUUUAAUUUCAUACAUACAUAUAACAACUUUUUUUUUUAAAUAACAACACCCCACUUUUUUUGGCUAUUAUUUUUAUUCUUAUUUGUUUUAUGAAUUUUAAUGGUCUAACGAACUUCCUAUGUUAAACAAUUGCCGAGUUUUGGAUAUUUAAAUGUUUGAUAUUAAUUCUAAUUGUUUUUUGGAUAUUUUUAUAUUAUUCAAUUAUUUACAAAUUUUUUUAGAUUUACAAAUAAUGUUCAAACAUAUUAAUUUUAUUUAUAUUAUUAGAUAUUUUAAAAUAGUUAAUAAAUUAUAGGUACGGGUUUGUGUAAUGUAAUUAUCGUGAGGCAUUAUUUGAACAAAAACAUUGAUAAUCGUUGGAUAGGAACUAAUGGAAUAAUGAAAUGGCUACCUCAAUAUUAGGAUCUUACACCAUUAUACUUCUUUUUAAGAGGACAUCUAAAAACUAUCUAAAAAACCUAACAUCCACGUAGCAUACAAACUUUUAUUGAACCAUUAAUUGAUGUUUAAAAUUAUAAUGUUCAUAGUUGUAUAAAGUUAAAUUUUGAUUGAAAUACAAUCACUUUAAUGUUAAAUAAACCUUGCAUAAAAGUAAUUUGAAUGGAAAACGUAGAUUUAAUUAAAACUUAUGUAUUGAUAUUAAAUGAUCAUUUUUCCAAGAGUUUAUUUUUGAUUGAUUCAAAUAAUCAAUCUAAAAAUAACCAUUGUUCAAUGCAAUCAUUACAUUUAAUUAAUAUUAACUACAGAUUUAUUUUAACGUUUAUGUAAUGUUGUAUAUUCGUAGAAACUUGAAAUUUGGAUAAAACAUUUAUAUUUACCUUUUAUAGACGUGAUAAAAUUUUCAAAAAAUUUAAACAAUUUUUGAGUUAUAUAAAGACAUUUUAAUUUCGUGAGUUUUGUACGUGAUUUUUAUUCAGUAGGUAUUCUGUGGUAAAAUUGUUAACAUAAAUGCUUGAAAAUUUAAUAGGAGGCUUAAUAUAAGUCUUAAAUUGUAGUAAAAUAAAAAAUUGAGGUUAAUGUAGUAUUUUUUUUACAUAGGAAUUUUAAUAGCAAAUCUUGACGAAAAUCGUUAAAUAAAAAAUUAUGUGGAAUAAAUCUAAUUUUUCAAUUUUUUGUUUUGAACAUAUUGAUGCUCUCAAUAAAGAGAGAAGUAACUCACUUUUUUUCAUUUUUAAAUUUAUCCGCUAAUUUUGUUACGUUUUUUUCUUCUUUUCCCACGAAAAAGGCAAUAAGGACAUAAUUCAAGUUACAUUUUAUUCAAUUUUUUUUUCCAUCGAAAAAGAACGUAAGUCAUAUAAAAAAUCAAAAUAUGACUUAAGAUCAGUUACAGGAAGACAUUUUUAAAAAACCAAAACAAUUUCCCAUCUAACACUAAAAUAUAGAAAAAUAUUAAAAAGAGCAAAAUAUUAAAAAAUUAAAUUGCACAAUAAGAAUUUAAUUUAAAAAUCUUUAAACUGCUUUCCUGCAAAAUCACAAAAAGUGAGUUACUUCCCUCUUGGGAGCGUCGAUUAUAGUAAAAAUUGAGCGGACUGACUUAGGUUCGAAAUUAUAGCUUUUUGAAGUUCUGAUAUGAUUCGGAUAUUAUAUGUUAUGUUAAAUAAGUAAAUCUCAAUAUAUUUGUCGUAGUUUAAUCGUAAUACAUGUCUAUUGGCAUCUUAUGGUUCAUAAGUUUAAACUCGGGUUUCGAAACAAAAUAUUUGCAUUUUUUCCCCCUAUUAUCUAAACAAGGAAAAUAACAAAUACAUUGAAAGAGUACCUAGAGACCAAGCCAUCGCUCGCUCGGACUAUUUUAAUCGUAAAAUACCUCUCGAUUUGUUGUGCAAACUUUUCUACCAGAAAUCUUGCUCUGAUGUAUCAAGUGUAGCUUAUUUUCUGAAAGUAAAUUUUAACUACAUAGUAAUUUUUUGAUUUUUCAUAAUAAUAUUUUUGAUAACCUUUUUUUAUAUCUGCUAUAAACUAGGAUGAAAGGUCGGAAAAAAGGAAAAUGUACGAAAUGUGGGUAAGUAUUGUAAACAAAUAUUAUGGACUUUUUUUUUCUGUGUACUUUUCUACCAGCAAUUUCGCUCAAAAUUAUAUUUAUAGCACUAUUUCUGAGAGGAAACCUAACUAGGAAGGUACUUUAGGGCGGUAGUUUUUCGAUUUUCUCAAGAGAGUUAUCCUAGCUAAUGUAAAAAUCGGGAAAAACAUGGGAAAACCAAGAAAAACGUAGGAAAACUGGGAAAAUUGGUAUAAAAUUAAACAAAUAUUAAAGAAAACACAAAGAGCUUAUUUAAUAAUUUGACUAUUAUAUAUAUUGUUGAAAAAGUAUCACUACCAUUAACUGAAUUUUGCUCAGAAUCGUUUUUCGUAAACAAUGGUUUAUAUCGUUGCAUACAGAUAUACAUUAAAUUACCUAUAACAGUGGCUGCACCCGUCCCUAUUUUUCGAUUUUCUCAUAAACAUGAAUAUGAAUAAUUGAAAAAAAAAACGGGAUUAUGUACGAAAUAUAUUACUAAAAUACUACUACUUUUUAUUCAUGUCCACAACUUUUCAAUCGGCAAUUUUGCUCCAAAUUUUAAAGAUAGCAAUAUUUUUAAAAGGAAAUUUCACUAGGGAAGUAAUUUAAAGAGGUAAUUUUUAAAUUUUCUCGUGAGUUUUCCUAGCAAAUGUAUUCACAUAAUAACCAGGAUAAAACAUGGGAAAACCGGGAAAAAUGUAGGGAAACCGUGAAAUGGAAAAAUCGGUAUAAUAUCAAAGAAAUAUUAUUAAAGAAAAUAUAUAGAGCCUAUUUAAUUAUUUUACUAUAAUAUGGCAUAUACAUAUUGUUGACAAAGCAUUACUAUCAACUGAAUUCCGCAAAGAUAUAUAUAUAUAUAAAUAUUAAAAUUCUUAUAUAUAAAAAAAAAAAAAAAACUGAUAUUGGAGAUGGGUGUAAUCGCUAUUGUAGGUGAGAAGAUUAGAAGGUAGGAUACAUAGGGUUAUUUUAUUUAUAUCUAUAAGCAACGAUUAACUAUUGCUGACGAAAGACGAUUCCAAGCGCAGUUCGGUAAAUACAUAAUUUGAAGUGCCGUAAUUUUUUACUUAAUCGUCAAAACACAACUUUACUAUAAAUAAUUGCGGUUAUCAUUUUUAUCAACAACAGUAUAAUUAUUAAGCUGACAGAACAUUUCUCCGAUUAUAAAUUACAAUUAUAGCUGAAAUUAUCAACAUUUUGUCAAAUAUUUGGUAUGCAUACUUUACUGGUGCAAUUUAAACAACGAAAUGUGAGCUUUCCGUUCAUUUUUCAAGUCACUACAUAUAUUUUUAAUUGAAUUACAACAACUUCGUCUUCUUCUGGUUUUUCUGAAUCAUUAUGAAAUCAAAAAGCGACUUACGCCAUGAGAAACAAGAUGUAUAAUAAAACAAUAAAGGUUUUUUGUCAUUUUUCGAUUAAAGCACUUUUCCUAAUAAUAAAUAAUUUCCGUAUUAAUGUAAAAUAAUGAUAUCAUGAAAUUGUAUAUUUUUCCUAAGUUUUCUCCCGAUCAUUAUGAAAACUAAUUAAAAAAUUAAAAAAAACGAACUUCAUCAUUAAAAACAAGAUUAAUAAUUUACCAAAAAGGUCUGUUGUCGUUAUUCAAUUGGAACUAUGUUUGUGCUAGAAAACGCGGUAGGUACUUAUUUAAAAUUACAAAAUCGAGAAAAAUCGUUUUUUUCCCCCGAAAUUCGUUUUUUUUUUAAUCACCGUUUCAAAAAUCAAAAAAUGUCUAUGAAUUUUCCAAGUAGAUACAAUUAACUUUCAAAAAAAGUGUUAUACUUAAGGCUCCACCACACGAAGUUACUCGGCAGCGCUGCUAUCGGAAAAAUACAAACGCAUACGGAUGGUUUCACACACAACCACAGCUAUUGAUUAGAAGCGCUACAGACGGUGAGAGUGGCUGACUUCACCGCAGAACGUCGCGUCUAAAAGUCGCGUUUCUCGUAACAGAACGUAUUUUUAGAUUGGGCGUUUCACACGCGACUGCAAUCGCACGACUAUUUUUUUAUGUUAUCCGUCAAAACAAGUUUCUACAAAUUAUUCUCAUUAGUGAAUUUUUCUUCGCAUGUUAUAAAUUCAGACCUGAAACAUUUUUAAUGAUUACUUAUUACUAAUUUUAUUAUAUUUGGUGGAAGAAAAGAUUAUAAUGAACGCACCUAUAAAAUUUAAAGUUUGUUAAAGUUUGUCCAGAAUUCCAUCCUUAGUUCCGAUUUUAUAUAGAACUGUGUUCUGUUUUUUUUUCAACACUACUCCGAUGAGAUUGGAAAGAUCUGUUUUGCCUUUAUCAAUAUCAGGAAUGGAAAUUACUACGUUGAUACUAUCAUCAAUCGUGGGAAAUUUUUCGUCACAUCGAGCCAUUAUUAUGAAAAAAAUAUUUUGAAAUUUAAGUAAUUUUAAGUAAAUUUAAAAAUAAAUAUAUGCAAAACUUUGUUAAUAUGUUUCCAACAUAUUUAUUUAUUAUUUAUAAUUUUAAAAAAAAAAAUGUACAAUUUCAUGUAUUUAACACUAUUAUUAUAUGACAUAUGCAGGACAAUGCAUCAAAAAAGAGUACUGUCCAACGAAAAAUAGUACGUCUGAUUACCACAUCUAUACUGUACUGGGAAGAUAAUAAUCUGAACGAAUCACACGACAGCGAGUGACAAUACAGUAUAUUAUUAAAUAACUAGCUGCCCGUCAUGCAAAAAUUCUUAUGACUUAUUAGGGUAAUUUACUGUUUUGUUUCAAGCAUAUGUAAUUAAAUCCUAUAAUAUUUGAACAUAUUAAAUAUGCAAUUUUAUUAUAUACUUAUUAGAAUAUAUUAUGCAAGUAAUUACUUGAAAGUGUAUAUUUUACAAUUAUGGGUAUUCGUAGAAAUUUGCCACUGACAAAUUUAACUUAACAAUUCACAGGUCAAAUUCUUUUACAUCAAUAUAUCGUUUACAAACUACAAAUACUGGGAUAGUCUUGUCUGUUCUUUUACUGAUUUGUGAUUAAUAAUGUUUAUAAUUAUUUAUUGUCCAUUUAUAUAAUUAUUAUAAUUCAUAUAAUGGAUUAUUACACUACAUACUUUUGAUACUUUAAAAUAAACUACCUACUAUAAAUAAUUGUCUAAAUAAUAAAUAACACAUUUUAUAAUUAGGAAUAAUAUUUAUAUUAAUACAAUUUUAUUAUAUGGUUACAGUUUUACUUCAAUACGUAUUUAUUUUGUUUUGUUUUUUGUUCGUGUAUUUAUAUGAAUACUUUUAAACAUUGAAAAUAAACAUGAUUAUAUUAUCUUAAUUUUUUAAAUUUUUAUUGCAAGUCAUUUUUUGGAAAAUUGUUAAAACCCAAUCUAAGCAUGUUACAUAUGCAUCUAAUAGAGAAUACUAAAUAUAACACAUUUCUUAAAUUAACACACAUAGUAGGUAUUAAGUAUUUAUAAGCAUAGUGUUUAAUUAUCAAUAAGUUUGUAAAUAUACAAUAAUUGUAUAUCUACAAAAUCUUUUAUGUAAUUAUUACAUAAAAGGAAAAAAUAAUAGUAUUUAAUAAUAAAUUGUAAAUAAUAGUUAGCUAUUUGAAGUUAAUUUUUUUAUUAACGUUUUUUCAUGUUGCAGCCUGUACUUUUUAUAUCGGAGCUCUAAUUUUUCAUUAUUAAUUAAAUUUAGUACAUGUAUUUUCUGUGACACCUGGAGCAUCUAGAAAAAAAUAAACCACAAUUUUGGGAAUUAAUAUUAUCCGAAAGAAAAAAAAACGAAAUUGAUUAUUGACGUUUAAUUGGGGAAAUCGAACCAGCGACCAGUCAACCUUAAGUGUUUCCUAACCUAACGCCUAACCUAUCAAACUUCCUACCCAUCAUUGGAAAACAGUAUCGUUUUAUAGUAUAGAAACCGACAAUAAUACCAUUAUUAUUAUUCUUAAUAGAGAUUCCCCGUCGGCUGGAUCGACACAAUAAUAAUAAAAUAGAUAAAAGAAUUCCAUCGAAAACAGUUGUGUGGAAAACGAUUAAACGCGCGAGAAAAACAACGUUAUCGGAAAUCUCAUUAGUGUGAAGGAGAGGUCCCUUCGUCUGCAUACUUGAGUUAGAAUCGUAUAGAUAAUAUGUCAUUGGCAUACGAUAAUAUUAUACAGAUUACAAAGGUAGAUAAAUAUUGAACAGACGGACCGACCGAAGGUUUACGCAGUAACACGAUUUUACGCAGCGCGUUAAUAUUUUAUUAUUAAUACCUAUUAUACUCGUACUCCGGUAGUUUUUAUUAUUUCUUACACCUAGCUUGGUAUAUAGGUACGCUUGUAUUUUAUUUUUCGGCAAUUUUUCACUUCUAUUGUAUUCCUCCCCCGUUUAUACAUACCUAUAUUGUUAUAAUCUAUAGGUAUUAUAUCACAGCGUUUUUGAAGGAACCUACUACCACACCACACUGCACCGCAACUAAACUUCUCCACCAACCACUGUCCACACGGUAACGUGACACACACAUUUACCUAUAUGAUAUACAUAUAUACACGUAUUUUUUUUCUUAUUAUUAUUAGUAAACGUCCGUAGCAGUAGUAAUAGACGUGGCUACAGUAUAUCGUUUUUUUGAUGUACCUACUUGUAUUAUGUGUGUGUGUGUGUGUCAAACACAGUGUUACGAACAUAGUUGAGUGUUAUCCGGUCUCGGUACCUGGUAUAAUAUUUUUUUAUACGAACCGCGAGCGUGAGACAAUCGACUACGACAGUGCGUAUCGAAUCGCCAAAAUCAACGCCGCCACGGUUCGUUUUUAUACCUAUAUAUACGUCUUUCCUACACCACACACACACACACACACACAUUUUUAUAUUUACAAGUUAUAAUAAUGUAUAGGUUCAACGAUCUACGGGCACGGUUAUUAUUUUUUGUAUUUUUUUUUGUUCCACUCUUUUGUCGACAUCUCUGGCUCUCUUCGGUCUCGGCCGUGUAAAAUAUAAUAUAUAUAAUAUUGGUAUCUAAAUACAGAGACUGUUUGGAUUUUGCAGAUACCGCGGAAGCUGCACACGCGCGGAAAUUUUCAAAUAAGACUCUUGUGUUUUAUUUUUAUUAUUAUUUUAUUUUUAAUCAUUUCGUUUUUUUUCCUCAGAGUGUAUAAUGUAUACUACCUCGAUUUUUUUAGAAUCACAGUGAAUCAAGGGAUCUAUUGGUUUUACUAUAAUGUGUAUUUUCUUUUGGUUUGUAACCAACUUUUCUCCUAGAAAUCUUGCUCCAAUCAAUAAAAAAGAGAACUGUUUUGUUGUAUUUUGACUUCAGACGGUAUUUUAAAAAAGACAUUAUUUUAAAUUCGUAUUAAUAUUCGAGAUAAUGAGGAAAAAUUGGUUUUUUUGGUUAAAAAGAUUAAAAGAUUAAAAUUAAAGUUGUCAUUUGCAACCGUUUUCAUUUAUUUAUUGUAAUAAUUAAGUUUUUAUUAUUUUAAUCUUUUAACCUUUUUUAAACAAUCGUUAUCGUGAAAAAGUAAUACUAUUGACCGACAAUUUCGCUCAGAAUCGUUUUCGUUAGCAAUGGUUAAUCGAUCUUCCCAACUUCUCUCCUUCAGCAGUAGUUUUUCUUAUGCGUUUAUUUUAUUUUUUCAUUACGAUAAUAAUAAUAACAUUAUUAUGCCCGUAUAAUAAUAUAUUAAUCUAUUGUGUAUCGAAUAUUCGAUUGACGUAAGAGCACGCGUGCACACUGUAAUUUACUAUAAUACACAUUAAACAAAAAUAUAGUUGCAGCAAAGUUGAGGGUGGGGUCAAAGGGAGCAGCUUCACUAGGUGGCAAUUUUUUAUGACGAAAACUAAAGUUAUGAAGUUACUUAAUUAUAAUUUUUAAGAAGAAUUAUGAAUUAUUGAAAAGAUACAUGAUAAAUAGUAAUAAUAAUAAUAAUAUAUAAGGUGAUCAAUCUAUCAUAAGACACUCAUUAUCUCGGAAAAUAUUAAUUUUAUUCAAAAUUUGUUUUAUAGACAAUUUUAGAAACAAGCAGUAAAUUUUAAAUUUAUGUUAUUAUUUAUCACCCUAAUUUUCGGGUGACAAUAUAUUCCACUUUUAAGUUUGAGUCGGGGAAGAGUAAUAAAACAUAAUUUGUGUGGAGGCACAGCGCGCGGCGAUUUAAUGAUGUACCACUCCUCACCCAGACCCAAACUUAAAAGUGGAAUAUCUCAUCAACGGAUUAACGAAAAUUAAAAAUUUAAGCAUCAAAAUUUAUUUUAACUAUUACUCCAUCUAUUUAUGGAAUUUUUAUUAAAGCUUGUCAUUUGAAAAUCAAAAGUAAGUAGUCGUUUUACUCCCAAAAAUUAGGGUAAUAAAAAAUAAUUUAAAUGUUAAAUUUUGGAACAGUUUAUUUCUUAAAUAUUCUUUAAAACAAAUUUUGAAACAAUUUAAUACUUUUUGAGAUAAUGAGUGUCUUAUGAUCAUCCUGUAUAUUAUUUGCUACGCCAAAUGUAUGGACCCAUAAUGGACAGAAUAUAGAAAACGCGGUGGUACCCGAUUGAGCUGGGUCCAUACUCUACGGAACGUUUGUUUGUACGAUUGAUGUUUUUUAUCUACACAUAUAAUCAAUUUUGUCAAAAAUGCUUUUGAUAAGAUACUAAUACUAGUAUUCGUACAAAAAAGUAUUAAAAAUACGUUCAAAAUACUAAUAUAAUAUUGUGUAUUAUGCAUAUUAGUAUAUGAGCCUUUUAUGUUACUACUUACCAUAUAUUUUAAAAAUUGCACAAAUACAUCAAAACGGUAAAAUGGAAUAAAAAUAUAAACGACAAUAUUGUAAAUAUGUGAUAUAGAUAUACUAUAUAUCAUAAGCUUCUUCGCUCCAUUCAGAAUUUAAAAUGUGCGACUUUAAUUUUAAUGAGAAUUAAUAUCAAAACACUAAAAAUUAUAAAAGUAUUAGUUACUGUGUUUUAUCAUUCGACAGUCAAAUACAAUACUUACUCGCCGUGUGUCUGUUCAUUAAAAAUGUAUAGCAAUCAGCUUCUCACCUGACUGUACAAGCAAUCUGUUUAAUUUCUACUAAAUAAACAUAAUGCAAUGUUUAUUCAUUUAUUUUCUUGUUUAUUAAAUUCAUAAUUUGAUUUAUUUUUGAAUAAUAAAAUAAUAUAAUAUAAUUUGUUUUAUUACGUUUUACUGUAUUUUACAAUAUUUUUCUGUUGUUUUAAAAAUAAUACAACUUGCAAUGUUCAUCUUUUGAAGUAUACAAGUGUCCUGCUUUAAGGAGAAAAAAUUAUGAUUUCAUUAGGUAGGUAUACUGAAGAAUAUUAAUACUACAUGUACCUAAUAACUUAUUUGGUAUAAUUCCCACACAGCACAAGUUAUCUAUUUGAUAUCCAUUAUAUAUGCAAAAUAACCAUACAAUGUCUUAUCCAAAAACUAGUUUAUAUGUAUAUCCAUAUGGCAUGUCAAUACCAUAUGAUACCAUACAAUAUCCUAUAUAAGAAUGAGUUUUAGUAGAAAUACAUUGGAUGUAUUAAAUAGUAUGUGUAUAAAAUGUAUUUAAUGGUUCAUCUACAUAGGAACCUUUAUGAAUAUCCACUAGAUAUGUUAAAUAACCACAGAAUGACCGACAAAUGCCAUAUGGCUCAUGAAAUAUUACAUAAUAAUGUAUAUAUUGUAUAAUAUUAUAUUAUUAUAUAGAUUAGGUUAUCAGUUUCACUAUUAUCAAACUAUUAUCAAAACAUAUAAAAUGAUAAGAGUGAUGUAGUUACCAAGGUUUAAUAUCAUAGACAAUAAUUCUAUGUUUAAAACAUGUAGUUUAUUAUUUAAACGUGGUGGUUAAUAAGUUUAUCGUAGUUGUCUUGUAAUUUUCUUCUUACUAUUAAAUUGCAUAAUUUUUUUUGGUCACUGUUAUCUAAAAGACUAUCAUUAUUAUAAGUAUCUAUCUAAUAAAGUCUUUCCUUCUGUGGUAUUUUGUAAAUAAUUUACCAAUUGACAGCGUUGAAAAAUAAAUAAUAUAAUAUACUAUUGGUAUUAUUAUAAGUAAGCAAUGCUUAAAUUGGGGUAGACCAGAGGGACGGAGCUCCUUUACUACUUUUAUUUUAACCUUGGUAACUACAUCACUCUUAUCAUUUUAUAUGUUUUGAUAAUAAUUUGAUAAUAAUGAAACUGAUAACCUAAUCUAUAUAAUAAUAUAAUAUUAAACAAUAUAUAGAUUAUUAUAUAAUUUUUCAUGAGCCAUAUGGCAUGUGUCGGUCAUUCUGUGGUUAUUUGACAUAUCUAGUGGAUAUUCAUAAAGGUUCCUAUGUAAAUGAACCAUUAAAUAGCUAUUUGAUACAUCCAAUGUAUUUCUACUAAAACUCAUUCUUAUAUAAGACAUUGUAUGGUAAUUUGAAAUAUCAUAUGGAUAUACAUAAAAACUAGUUUUCACAUAGGCUUUGCAACCUGUUAGUGUAGGAUCCGGAAUGAUGCACAAUUUAUACCUACCCUUUCAAGUUCCUUCUUGAUCGACAGUAUGGCCUCUACCAUCUUCCUGAAUUCCUCCGCAUGUCUCCUGGUUACGCUCAUCAAUCCAGACCUUAUCCUUGGAUCCUCAGGAAGCUCUUCUGUGAUCAGGCAGUCAAUAUACUCCUGUAAGGCGUUCACAGUCAGAGGAAUUCCGUUUCGAACGAGGCGCGUUCAGUAUUGAUCCCAUUACGAACACUGGAUGAGCGUGUGCUCAACGUUGACCUGAUCAUAACCACACUGUACGUACCUUGGGAUACGAGCUCUCAGCAUUUUAAAAAGGAAAGUCCUGAAAACAUCCGUCACCUAUCAGUGCCUGAGUUAAAUGAAACAACAACGGGAACCUGGUUGGCCGGUUCAGCUAUCUGGUUAGAUCUGGAAUAAUCCGGCGCAUCCACCCAGACUCCUUUCGGGACCAUCUAUCUGCCCAAUCUUCAAUAGUAGCUCUCCUCGCCUCCUGUUUGAUCACUCCCUUGUUCAUAGGGGGGAUGCGCUCCGUCACGCCUUACUCGAUCAGACACACGGCUGCGUUCGAUAGCUAGUAGAUCGGUUGGAGGGAGGCAUCUCAGCCAGCACUUGUGCAGCUUCUGUCGGAACCGUCCUAUAGGCCUGGAUUGCCCUCAGUCAAAUCAUUUCUUUCCCCACCAAUUUUUGUAAAAGGUCUAAUCUGUUUUACCGAUCUCUGCUCAGAACUCAUCGAGCUAAUUGGAGUAGACAAUUUCUCCUGUAAAUCCUCAGUUAACUGCCUAAAAAUUAUGACGACCAACCCAGCUUUCUAUAGAACGCUGAUCCAUUUCCUCAAGGAACAAAAAGCGGAAUAUCACACAUAUCAGCUAAAGGAAGACAAACCAAUGCGGGUAGUCAUCCGAAAUCUCCAUCCAUCCACGUCCACGGAACUUAUCAAAUCGGAGCUCGAGUUGCGCUUAUUUGAAGUACGUCAAGUAACUAGCGUAUUACACAAAAUCGAUAAACACCCUCUUCCGCUAUUUUUCGUGGACUUCGAACCAACAAGUCAGUCCAACGAUAUUCAUAAGCUUAAAUCUCUUAUCCAUACCAAAAUUAAAGUGGAAGAACCAUACAAAUUAAAAACAAUAAGCCAGUGUAUCAAUUGCCAGGAUUAUGGUCAUACCAAAUCGUAUUGCGGGUAUCCAGCUCGCUGUGUCUGCUGCGGUGCUCUCCACUCUUCUUCGGCCUGUACAAACCCACGGGAUGCUACUCCUAAAUGCGCCCUCUGCUCCGGUGAUCAUCCUUCAAACUAUAAAGGUUGCUCAGUUUACAAGGAGCUACAGCUUCGCAACAAACCAAAAAUGAGCAGUCCUUUGCUGGGGNUUUAAACAGCUCAGCUUUUUCAGCAUCGGUAGUUGCAAGUCCACCAUGAGGAUUUAUUAUGGGAACGAGCGGAGGUUUGUAUUUUAGAAGAAUUUUGGUAGUUGACCAGAGAUUGCCAUUCUUAGGUGACAAAUUUGAGAGAUGAUUUUCAAAAGAUUGAUUUUUAUGCUUGAUGAGUAUUUUUUUCAGUGAGUUAGAUAGAUUGUUAUAAAUACGUUUGUGGGAUGGAAGGCGUGAGCGUUGGUAUUGGGCCCUUGCUCUACGCUUAAUGGAUAUAAGGAUGCGAAUAUAUUCAGGGACUGACGAAGCGACAUCGUUGCUAUCCUACCAAAACUCUUUCUCCAUACUAUUGAUAGGCAUAAAUUCCACGACUUGGUCGAUCAAAACAUAAAUCUCAAAAUUAGUCUCAAAUCUCCCAAGAAAUUGAUGUAUCGAUAAAUAACCUAACAAGUAUAAUCCAAUCUGCAGCUUGGGCUUCCGGUCCUACCAAAACUCAUUAUUCAAAUGUUGCUUCGUCCGUCCCGGAACAUAUUCGCAUCCUCAUAUCUAUUAAGCGUAGAGCAAGGGCCCAAUACCAACGCUCACGCCUUCCAUCCCACAAACGUAUUUAAAACAAUCUAUCUAACUCACUGAAAAAAAUACUCAUCAAGCAUAAAAAUCAAUCUUUUGAAAAUCAUCUCUCAAACUUGUCACCUAAGAAUGGCAACNAUUCAAAUGUUGUUUCGUCAGUCCCGGCAUAUAUUCGCAUCCUUAUAUCCAUUAAGCGUAGAGCAAGGGCCCAAUACCAACGCUCACGCCUUCCAUCCCACAAACGUAUUUAUAACAAUCUAUCUCACUCACUGAAAAAAAUACUCAUCAAGCAUAAAAAUCAAUCUUUUGAAAAUCAUCUCUCAAACUUGUCACCUAAGAAUGGCAAUCUCUGGUCAACUACCAAAAUUCUUCUAAAAUACAAACCUCCGCUCGUUCCCAUAAUAAAUCCUCAUGGUGGACUAAUAGAAGACUUACGUAUCUCACACAUCCAUUACUAGUCAACAUAUUACAUAUAUAAUUAGUUAUCAUUUAGCCAACUUUUAUUUAUUUAUUUAUAUUUUUAUCUUUCUUAUUUUAUAUUUAUAUCUAUUUUAUNCUCUCAAAUUUGUCACCUAAGAAUGGCAAUCUCUGGUCAACUACCAAAAUUCUUCUAAAAUACAAACCUCAGCUCGUUCCCAUAAUAAAUCCUCAUGGUGGACUUGUAACUACCGAUGCUGAAAAAGCUGAGCUGUUUAAAGAACAUCUAACUGAAACCUUCAUGCCUCACCCGGAUAUACAAAUACCUUCUCAUACUGACAUAGUAAAUCGCUCACUCAUUUCCCCCCUUUCUACUUUUCCCGCAGUUAAGCAUUUCACUCCUGGUGAAGUCAAAUUUACAAUUCAAAAAUACAGUCUCAAAAAAUCUCCGGGGUUCGAUCUGAUUACUGCAGAAGUGGCCAGAUCCCNAUCGAUAUUUUCAGGUCAGAGUUGGCACAUCCCUUUCUGGUUUAGCAAAGAUUAGCGCAGGCGUUCCUCAGGGGGGCAUUCUUUCUCCUCUAUUAUAUAACAUCUACGCUGCCGAUCAACCCACCUCUCCGAAUACAGCUGUUGCGGAGUUUGCCGAUGACAAGGCCAUUAUUUCUAUCCAUGAUAAUCCUCACACAGCUUCCCACAACCUUCAACUCCACCUUGACCUCAUGGCUGAUUGGUAUAAAAAAUGGCGUAUCAAAGUUAAUCAAUCCAAAUCACUCCAUACAACAUUUACUCUUCGUCUUACUCCCUGUCCUAUGGUGUCUCUAGACAAUAUUCAAAUCCCUUCCUCUCAAACGGCCAAAUACUUAGGUCUGACAAUUGAUCGUCGUCUCACUUGGUCACAUCACAUAAAAACUAAAAGGCUUGCCUUAAAUGCACGACUCCGCAUCCUUAAAACCCUAAUCUCUAACAACAAACACACUCCAUUAAAUACUAAACUCUUAAUUUACAAAUCCCUGUUCAAGCCGAUGUGGACCUAUGGUCUUCAACUCUGGGGCAAUGCCAAAAUAUCCAACACUAAUAAAAUUCAAACUUUCCAAAAUAAAUUCCUUCGCUUAAUUACUAAUUCUCCCCCUUACAUCUCAAAUCUAACUUUACAUACCGAUCUAAAAAUGAAAUCAAUCCAUGAAGAAGCAGUAGCCUUUUACAAACGAUUCCACUCUAAACUCCCUUCUCAUUCUAACCCUCUCAUUUCGAACCUUGCCACUCUCACUAUUCCUGGGAAUUCUCCUAGAAGGCUCAAAAGGAAAUGGUGUCGAGACCUCCUCACUGUUUGA
Messenger RNA from Cinara cedri, 25167 nucleotides. NCBI's taxonomy places the organism in Eukaryota, Metazoa, Arthropoda, Insecta, Hemiptera, Aphididae. The record is from the annotation of a GenBank genome assembly.